This is a messenger RNA of Protopterus annectens (West African lungfish), 1937 nucleotides long. RefSeq names its product aldolase, fructose-bisphosphate A (gene ALDOA). Gene Ontology annotation, molecular function: fructose-bisphosphate aldolase activity. The transcript is spliced from 9 exons. The record is from RefSeq and is a predicted model, not a curated record. Gene Ontology annotation, cellular component: cytosol. Bases 163 to 1257 code for a protein of 364 amino acids. NCBI's taxonomy places the organism in Eukaryota, Metazoa, Chordata, Ceratodontiformes, Protopteridae. Gene Ontology annotation, biological process: glycolytic process; fructose 1,6-bisphosphate metabolic process.
UGUAUACGUCAGACAUAGUAAAGUCCCACCUUCUAGAAGGCUCCACCUCCGCAUGUCCUUCUCAUUUGUGUCUUUGCGGUAAAGCUCACUUUGCAGCUAGUUGUUCACCGGCUUAAACGUGUUCAAAGGAGUAUUUGGAAGGUUUUUUAUAAGUAACCAAAGAUGACUCACCAGCACAACCCAUUUUCUCCUGAACACAAAAAGGAGCUGGCUGAUAUUGCCCACCGUAUUGUUGCAAAUGGCAAAGGAAUUCUAGCAGCUGAUGAAUCUACAGGUAGCAUGGACAAAAGAUUCUCCUCUAUUGGAGUUGACAACAUUGAAGAGAAUCGUCGCUGCUACCGACAGCUGCUCUUCACUGCCAACAAGGAACUUGCAGACUGUGUUGGUGGGAUAAUCUUCUUCCAUGAAACCAUGUACCAGAAGACUGAUGAUGGUGUAUCUUUUGUUGAACUUGCCAAGAAGUUGAAAAUUGAAGUUGGCAUUAAGGUUGACAAAGGUGUUGUCCCUCUAGCUGGAACCAAUGGAGAGACCACCACCCAAGGUCUUGAUGGUCUGUCUGAACGCUGUGCCCAGUACAAGAAGGAUGGUGCCAACUUUGCCAAGUGGCGCUGUGUACUGAAGAUCUCUGAAACAACUCCUUCUUCUCUUGCAAUCAUGGAGAAUGCAAAUGUGCUGGCUCGCUAUGCCAGUAUCUGUCAGCAGAACCGUAUUGUUCCAAUUGUUGAGCCAGAAAUUCUGCCAGAUGGCACUCAUGACCUGAAGAGGUGUCAGUAUGUUUCUGAGAAGGUUCUGGCUGCAGUGUACAAGGCUCUCAGUGACCACCAUGUCUACCUGGAGGGAACUCUUUUAAAACCAAACAUGGUUACUGCUGGGCAUGCUUGCCCCACAAAGUACAAGCCAGAGGAGGUUGGCAUGGCAACUGUUGUUGCUCUGCGUCGGAAUGUUCCUGCUGCUGUGCCAGGGGUAGUCUUCCUUUCUGGAGGACAGAGUGAAGAGGAAGCAACGAUCCACCUAAAUGCCAUUAACCAGUGCCCACUCCUUAAACCCUGGGCUCUAUCCUUCUCAUACGGCAGAGCACUUCAAGCUUCAGCACUCAAAGCCUGGGGUGGUAAGAAAGAGAAUGUACCUGGUGCUAUGGAGGAAUACAAGAAGCGCGCAAAGGCAAACCACCUUGCAGCACAAGGGAAGUAUGUGGCCACAGGUCAGGCAGGAGCAGCUGCAGGAGAAUCCCUCUUCCAGGCCAACCACGCUUAUUAAUUGGUACAAUAGCACGGAUUACAGCCUGCCGCUUGUCUGGAUUUUUCCAUCUCUUCAUAGUCCUGUGAUUUUAUAUGCUAACUCUAUUUUUUUUGUAAUUUUGGCAAAGUGCCGUAAAGUAACCCUCUGACCUCUGCACCUCACCAUUUUGUUGUAAAGUGUCAUUUUCUACAGAGUAUAUUAUGUAAAAAAAUUAAUUUAUCAGAGAUGUUCCUAUAAAGUGUUAUGACUGAAUCUGAAACGGUUAGCCAUACUGGUGUAUCACAUGUUUACAUGGUAUGGUGGUGAGUAGGUGGAUAGGGAAGGCAAGUCUGGGUGUUUAAGCUCCUAACUUUGAGCAGUAGGACAGUUUGCUGUAAUUUGGCAGACUGUACUAAUAUUGUUUGCCUGCCCUCUCCCCCCAUUCUCACUGUUUUUGACUCCUGACAGGUUUGUGGAUACUUGUAACCUGGUUCCUAAAAAUGUUCUGCAAGACAACUGUUAAUUUAGCAUUUGUUUAAUUGUGUGAAAUGUUUAUCCUUGUUGUACUGGUAUGAAUGGCAGCUCUGUGUUGUACUGGUAUGAAUGGCAGCUCUGUAUUCCAUGGAGAAGAUGGUCCAGAAAUCCUAUCCACAUUUCUGGAAUUGGCAAGGGGGUGCUGUGGGUUGAACAAGUCAAUAAAAACACUCCUGUAGUAAAAA